CACGUAGGAAUUAAUGGUGGAAUUCUUCAAUGCCAAAAUGCAAGAAUGUGGUUUGUGUACAGCUAGUGGAAGACCUGUUAUCACAGCUCAAAUUGAUAUGGAAAAGAACUAUGCGUUUCUUGAGGUUUGUUCAUUGACAGGCCAUCUGUCCCAAGACUGUUAUUUUACUCAGAAAAUUUUACUCAUCAAACAUUUUCAUGGAAAUAACAUAUUUCUAACCUUUGCAUAGUUUCGGUCCGUUGAAGAAACAACGCAAGCGAUGGCAUUUGAUGGCAUUAUUUUACAGGUUUGAUUCGUUUGAAUCUAAAAUAUCUACAUAUUUUGUGAUCCUGUGCGCAUGUUUUAUAUUUGUUACAAUCGAAUUUGUAUUUAGGGUCAGUCACUGAAAAUUCGACGUCCCAAAGAUUAUCAAGCCGUUCCUGGUCUGGGUGGAGGUAUGAAUACUGUACAAGCUUCUCAAUUCUAGUCGGAUUUUGGUAAAUGCCAACCACCUAUCAGUUUGCAUGCGAUGUCAAUUUGGAGCAAAAGAGAAAGGCAAAAUAAGCAACUAUAAUGCCUGUAUUCUAAAAGAUCACUCACACUCAAUGAGUGGAAGUUCAAUCUGAGCUUCUCUUGAGUGUCAUUACUGUUUUUUAAUAGCUGGAGGGUUAUACCUUACUAUGUGACUACUCACCCUUAGGGGUGCACCGGAUUUAGAAUUUUCAAAACCGGCCGGAAUUGGAUUUACCAGAUUUUGACAAAAAUUCUGGCCGGAUUUGCCGGAUUUGAGAUAAAUAGGUAAUGGGGACAAUUGGGGAUAAAUCAGCAUUCAAAAUGGCGGUUUAUGUUUUUUACUAUUUUUAGUUAGUGUCAGUUUCGAUUUUUGAUUGUGUUUAAACCUUUUUUAAAUAUCUUUUUGUUAAUAACUUAAUAUUUUAUAAUAAUAUAAGUGUUUUUUAAACUUUAAAGCUGCCAAAUUGAUGGUUUAUCCCAUUCUUGGUGAAUUUUUAAGGUGAAAACAGAAAUUUAAAUCCGGCCGGAUUUUCUCCAAAUCCGGCCGGAUGCCGGAAAAUUCAUUAAAUCCGGCCGGAAUUCCGGCCGGAUUUCAAAUCCGGUGCACCCCUACUCACCCUCCAGCUAUUCAAAAACAGCACUGACAUUCAAGGAAAGGUCAGAAUCUCAGACUGAACCUUUACUCUUUGAGCGUAAGUGUUAGUGAGCUUUUAGAAUACAGGCAUAAGUCUUGAUUUAUUUGUCUGAUAUAAAUUUAAUAUUUGUCAAAUAUAGACAAAAACCCUGUUGUUCACUGAAUCAGGGACAAACAUUCUGAUCAAAUUUAUAUCUAGACAAGUUUCUCUUCCUAUAUGGAAAACCAUCUUAACUAAGUGUAUUCAGCUAUUGCCUUUUCGCCAUUAAUUAAUUUUUAUCUUUUUAUGUGAACUUUUAUAAUUAUUUUUUGUAGAUUCUUCAAUGGUCCAUGUUCCAGGUAUGAUAACCGACAGUACUUGCAUCUGUAUACUUUAUGGUUGUUUACUGUUGUUUACAGCAGGAUCUUAUUUUUUCCUAAAUCGUUUUCUUAACAUGCAGUUAGUAAUCAUUGACAGUCGUAUCUGACUUUUCAUCAAUCUAGGUGUUGUGUCAACAGUUGUUCCUGACUCGCCUCACAAAGUCUUCAUCGGCGGCCUGCCGAACUAUCUGAACGAAGACCAGGUCUGUUGCAAUCUCAAAAAAAUUCUCUAUUGCGUCGGGGUGAUUUUCACUUCAAAAAGAGACAUAGCUGUAAAUCAACAAAAAUCAAAAAUGAAAAAAAGUUCAAAUUUAUUUUAUCAGGCAAUUGAAAAACGAUCUCAAAAUUUUGUGCUUCAAAAUUAUGGACAAGGGUGUGCGUAUCGCGCUUUGUGUCUGCACUUUUUUAGCGUUUGUUUCAGGAAUUUUUAGAUUCCAAUGAAAGAAAGAAAAUACAGGAUUUUUAGGUCAUAUUAUGCAGAAAACACUGGAUUACGUGGAUUUUUAGGUCAUCACAAAAGAAGAUUUCUUUAGGGUUUUUAUUUUCACAGGUUUUAGGCAACUUUUAGGUACUUCAAAUUCCAGGAAUUUUUAGAUUCUGAUAAGAAGAAUUUUUUUGCACCAAGGAACUCUUAGGUCAUCACAAAAGAAGGCAUUUUUAGUUUUUUAAACUCUUUACAGAUUUUAGAUUGGUUUCUUCAACACAACGUUCAUUUUAGGGUCUUUGUGGUAUUCAUAUGGAUGUGAUACUGAAUUUUCUCUUGAAACGAUCAGCAGAUUUUUAGGUCACUGAAGUAUUGCAUUUUUUGGUAUCAGUAUUUUUAAUUAAUUAGAUAUUAUAAUUGUUAAUUUUAUUAUUUGAUACAGUUUAUUACAUAAUACUUCCGGGGUUAUAUUUUAUAUGUAUGUUUUCUAUUUGAUAUAUAUUUUUUGUGCGGCCAAUCUUGUCCAUAUUUUUGAGUACACAAAUUUCUUAUUUGGUAAAAAAAUUGUUUUUUUGAAAUUUAUGCCUCUUUUUGAAGUGAUUGUUAUUGAAAGGGGUAGGGGAUGGCUCAACUAUGCCAUGGUAUCCCAAGAUGGGUAGGUUAGUAUGUAGUGUAGUAAUUUAAUUCUAAAACACAUAACUGACGUCUUUCUUCUCGAUUUUUUUCCAAAAUUUUACUCCCUAGCUUAGGGGAGCCUAAAACUGUCAAUGGUUGGAAGGCAAGUAAUAAAGAAAGUUAUGUAUUUGGCAAAGAGAAAUGUCUGACCCAAUGGCUACAUGCUUGGUCUCAUUCUUCCUUACAUCAGAGACGUUUUAGACGUUGUUUCAUGCAUAAUCACUGACACUGUAUAUUGCAUGCAACAUUAGAAAAUUUCUUUUGGCAAGCUAGGUUAGCUCUAGUAGUUGGGUAAACUAUGAGGAAUGUCGAAACGAAGUCAGCUAUUCACAUUAGUUUGUUCGUAUUGUAGAGUGAGUAAAGAUCGCAAUAACCAAUUGCUUCAUCCUAGCUGAGCAUGCGUAGAUUGUACAUGCUGACUUGUACUGAAUACUAAUGAGGCGAACAACUGAAUUUAUUUCAAAAUACAGUGGGCAGGGAUUUUUAUAUAUUGGUAUAAUUUUGAAGUUAACAAAAACCUAAAGGCCAAAACAUCAAUUUUAGGUGAAUCCAGCAUUAUGAAACGUAUUUGAGCCUUAGUUUUUUGCUACAAAUGAAUGAAAGUAAAAGAAAAAACAAAAAGCACACGAAAAUUAUUGGCUGUGUGAUACCAUACAACUCUUCAUAGUCUUUAGGCAAGCAAAAUUAUAACCUUCACUCUUAGGUUCAUUGUAUCGUUGACUUUCCAUCCAAAGUUUUUCUAUGACUUUAAAAGCUAUUCACAGUAUUUCUGUGGAAAGUCUUAACAACAAGUUUUUAUAAGCUAAUUCCCAAUUGACAAAAGUUUUGGGGCCUACAUGUACUGUACAUGUUUUAAAACGUGUUAAAACAUCCUUAAAGAUCUAACCAACUGUAGAUUUUCGGGCAUCAGUGGCACCAUCUUCUUCAAUUGUUUUAAGUUUCAUUGCCCAAGUCAAGAUCGUUCAUCUAAUGGAACUAUAGGCUUUUUGCUCAAUUAAUUUAGCUAACCAAUUGCCAUUAGAACACUAUACAGUGCACAAAACAUGCAACUCUUUUGGAAUCGCAAAGAAAACGCAACAUAAAAAACAAUAGGUUAUUUAGGUUGGUCUCUUGAGUAACGACUAACUGGAGUAAUGUAUGUUAUGUGUAUUUCAUAUUUGUCGGUAACUAUGUAGACGUAGAAUUAUUGUUAAGAAAAUGUACAGACGAACGCAUACAAUUCCAUCCCUUUCGUGUUGAAAGGACUUCACUUUGGCGUUCCCUUGCUUUUCUUAAUAAUUUUUCUAUGUUGUAAACACCGGUUUUGGUUAGUUGUGUUGCGAGAUCUGUGGUUGUGUUAUGUAGAGAAAAUAAUGAAAGCGCCUAAAUGAUUUGGGUGUAACAAACUUUAUGAUUGUGGGGGGAGGCGACUUUAAAAAAAUGAAAAGUAAUGUGUACAUUGUACAAACUUUUGUGUACUCGCUCACUCGCUCCUCCACAGGUAAUUGGUGAAUGCUCAUUUUCCUCCUAGUUUAAAAGCGUCUGUGGAGGAGAGGGCGUACCCCAAAUAAAUUCAGCACUCCCCCGUCUCCACUUUUCACAAUUACGCCACAGACUAUGUCAUAGUCUACCCCUCCCCCCAAAAAAGUCGACAUGAACCUGGAUAUAUUGAAAUUACUGGUGGAGCCUAUGGAGGGGUGCACCCCCAGAAAAAUUAGCACCUCUUGUGUACGAUGUCCCCUGCAUUGCCACUUAAAUGUACACCCAAAAUCUCAUUUAAAUUAUUUCUUUUCAAAACAAUCGUGUAGCUGCUUUCAUUGUUUUUGCCUUGUAUUUAACAUUAAGGGAGCACAAAUUAAGAUUAUUUGACACUUCGUAAAUGGUUUUUCCGUUUCAAUAAUUCCAUUUUUUUCAGAAUAAAUUCAGUUGAAAUUUUUGUAAGUUCAGCAACGAGUUUCAUACGAAAAUUUCUGCCGAUAUGAAAGAAACCUUUUUCACUCUAAAAACAACAAAAAUUAAGCAGUUCUUUUUAAAAAAUGUGCUCAUUCCCCAGCGACCAACUGAACAAAAGCCAUGGCGGCCAUGUUGGUGUUCCAGACAAAAGAAUCUAAUUAAAAUUCUUUUGAAUUGGAGCACCAACAUGGCGGCUGUGACGUCAUGUGCAACGCUCUAUAAUGUUCAAUUAGUUCGCGUUUUUCUGCUGGGCAUAUUGUUUUUAUCUCACAGGCUGCUUCUGUUGUAUAGGUUAAGGAAUUAUUGGCUUCAUUUGGCGAACUAAAGGCGUUCAAUCUGGUCAAAGACAGUGCAACGGGUCUUUCUAAAGGAUACGCGUUUUGUGAAUAUGUUGAUAUGUCGAUUACUGACGUGGUAUGUUGAAAAUACUACGUAUAGUCUGUAAUAUAAUCUGUGCCAGUGUAGGAUUGAGAGAGGCUUCAACUACCUGAAAAUAUAAGUAGAACUUCGACGUUUCGAUCGAUGGGAACUUAGUAGCUUCUAGUGCUCAGGCCUUAAAAUAUCUUUUACAGGGCCGUCUGACAAAAUGUCCGAUGACGUUGAGUUUGGGUCGGACAUAUGUCCGAUGACCUUCAGUUCAGUUUUGACUCGGAAAUAAGUCUGAAUGACGCAAAUGAAUAUCAGCACAAUGUAUUAAUUCUGAACGGUAAAUGUUGUGAAGAUAUUAAUAAAUAAUUUGUGUCACUCAUACUUAUUUCCAAACCAAAAUUAACUUGCUUGCAAGAACAGAAGUAAAACUUCGACAACUUAAGCCCGUUUUCCAUUUCGCUAGCACGCCGCCGCCCCGCGCUCGAUCAGCCUACGUUAAAACAACAUUUCCAUGCAGUUUACUUUUUAUACAAUACUCAAUUGUCCUUUAUUUUCCAUUUACCAUACGAGCGUUACUGCGGAUUGAUUUACGUUGGACAAAGGGACAAAGCUACAGUUCGGUCGGACACCUAUACACUCGAGUCGGACAAACAGUAAACCCCAGUUUCAUUUAUGUCGGACAGAAUGUCCGGUGGCUUCCUCACUACGUCGGACAAUUUCACGAAUGCGUCGGACAAUGUCCGUGACCGACCGAUAUUUUAAGGCCUGAGUGCUACUGGAUCUCUACUUGAAGGGUCCUGUAUAUACAUUUAUUAGACCUAACCAGGAACAGCUGCCAAGAAUGCAACUACAGGUCCCUGGAGACAUGAGUCAUAAGGUGGUUGCCAGAGGCACUCUUAGUAAGCCUUCGACUGGAUCAGGUUGUGCUGCGUCUUUCGUAAAAUUUUCAGUUUAGCUCUCAAUUGCAAGUAAGGAUGAUUAACUUCAGAAAUGUAGUCUGUACCCUUUCGUUAAUAAAACUGGUAUAUUGGUGAGUUACAGGGCAACAGAAGGUAGUUUACUUCAGAAAUGUCGAUACUAACGUGAGCAUGAAAGUUAUUACAUGAUUACUACAUAUCAUUAAAACAUUAUUUUCCCAUUCCGAUAACUGUCGGUUCAUCAUUGCAAGUCCUUAAUUGCAUUUCGUUUCUAGGCAAUCCAAGGUCUAAAUGGCAUGCAACUUGGUGAGAAGAAACUGAUUGUCCAACGUGCAAGUGUUGGAGCUAAACAGAACAUGAAUAAUGUAAGUUCCACUUCUGUUUCCCCCCUACAGUAACACUACACGUCUGAGACGAACAAGUCAUUCACUCCGAGAAGCAAGCCAAUUCACAUGUCAUUUUGUCUGCGACCAAAUCAACUCGCAUGUCAUUCUGCACAGUUUUUUCGUACCCAUGGCAAUUAUAUACAGUAAUCUCAAACUCAUUAAUAAUUCGUGAGUAAAUUAGCCAACCAUAUUGCUUUAUUUUGCUCACAUGAUAAUACUGGAUACCUGGUGAAGUAUAUAAAACUAUAUUAAUUCAGUCCUUGGACUGGAUCAAAAUUAAUUCAGUCCUUGGACUGGAUCAAAAUUAAUUCAGUCCUUGGACUGGAUCAAAAUUAAUUCAGUCCUUGGACUGGAUCAAAAUUAAUUCACUUUACUUUAAGUAGUGAUUAAUUCGUACAGGUAUGAGAUGUCAUUUCAAAUCCUUCAUUUCGGACUGGACUAGAUUUCAAGUCCAAUUUGAAAUCUAGUCCAGUCCUCACAGUCAGAUUUGAAAUAUUACAUAUACUAUGUAACAUUACUGGCUUCACAGUCAUACUGUGAUAUGCCAAUCUGGCUGCAAUAGUCACAGUGCAUCGAUGAAUUUCCAGUGCAAGUUGUAGAUAAGUUAAUGUUCACUAGAUAUUUACGAUUUUACGUUUCACUUGCGUAGGCAACAAGUCAUUUCUUGCAAGUUUUUCUCGAGUCCAAAUCAAGUCAUAAAAGUCAUUUUGUUCGAGUCCAAGCCAAGUCGCAAGUCGUUAAUAUCAUUAACAAACCAAGUUACAAAAAUUGCGACUCUGAUUCGAGGCCAAAUCACAUGCUUCGAUCAUAGAUAUCUUAUAUACACUAGAUAGUGCAUCUAAUUAUUCUGCAAUUCAAAAAUUGAAGCCGUGAUUGCAGACUCAGGAUAUUCCCAUGAAAUGAGAAGACUAGUAUGUUUACUUAAACAUUAAGUUAAACCUAUUCCAAAUACAUUUUCAAACUAUUCAAAUGAUAAAAGUUAUUGUUGUUUUUUAAGCGUUUAUUAGCGAGUGGGAAACUCCAAUAUGGCCGCCAUCUAUUCAAGUGGGGGUAACCGCUGGAAUAUUCUUGGCUUCAAUUUUACUAAAAGAGAUGCGCUAUCUAGUGUAUAUAAGAUAUCUAUGGCCUCGACUAGAGUUCGCAAUUCUGCAUUAUAAAUAAAGUCAAUUUAGUUCUGGUCCUUGCUAGACCUCUAUUACACAAAAUGAGUUAAACGUGGUUUUACUUUUCUCUGUAGCCGGAUGCGAUCAACAUGGUACCAGUACAGUUACAGAUUCCAGGUCUCGAGUUAAACAAAGUAACGAACGAAGUACCUACAGAGAUCCUGUGUCUCAUGAACAUGGUGCUAAAAGAUGAGCUGUUUGAUGAUGAAGAGUAUGAAGGUUUGUUAAAACAUAAUUCAAAAUUUUCAUUCCUCCUGAAUUCCAAAUCAGUUCUGGGGCCUGUUGUAUAAAGGUCGAUUUAGACUACACAACUUUUGCCUAAAAACUGUCGCAUGCAUUGCAACCUGCUUACAACUUGAAUUGUACUGUGUGAAUCAAGCAUACAACUCACCUACAACAACGUAGAGGCGAGUUAUGUGCUUGAUUUACACAGUACAACUCAAGUUGUAAGCAGGUUGCAUGCGACAGUUUUAGGCAAAAGUUGUAUGGUGUAAAAUGUUUGACUACUGUAUACCUUUUAACUACACUUAUUUUCCUGUUGAAUAAUAAUACAUUUCUUAUCAAACUUCUUCUGUAUUUACGAUUACUCGUCUGUUCAUUCCUAGAAAUCUACGAAGAUGUUCGCGACGAAUGUUCCAAGUAUGGCAAUGUUGUCAGUGUUGAAAUUCCGAGACCCACACCUGAAUUUGAACCACCUGGAUGUGGCAAGGUACUGAGGAUUAAUUUGAUUUGUAGGGAUGUUAGGAUCGAUUCCUGCAAUUGACCAAUUCGAAAACUAGUUACCACAUUACAGUUUACUCCCGUAGUAACACUAUAUAAAUCAGGGAUGGGUCUUAUUGGAUCUCUCUAGGAAGAACAGCAGGGGGCGGAAAAAAAUUUACUUUCUGGGACCGCAAGAGAACAUUGGAAAUUUUCUGCAAAUAAUCAAGUAAAUCCACAGAUCCGAUCAUGUCAAAAAAAGAGCAAUACUAGGGGGGCACUAUGAGGGGGGUCUGUUCUCCCCCAGAAAAUUUUGAAAAUCGGGUGUCCCAGAUUGUCCAAAAAUGCAUUUGUUACACAACAUUUGUUACAUCGUUCUAUAGUCUAUACAUUUAUACACUAUCGCACUAUUAUAAUGGAUGCCCUUAUAAUCGCAUUUCUGAGCUCAUAGCUACAGUACAGGUAACAUUCUUUCUAUUGGUUAGAACUUUUCCUCUGAAUUUCUCCUUUUAUCUACAUUAUUACAAUUAUCUUUUUUUUCUUUCUUGGGGAAACAUUUUCUGGGAACUCAAAAAAUUUUCUGGGACCAAUGGUCCCGUGGUCCUAAGACUUUUUCCACCCCUGGAGAACAGUUUAAAACUAAUCGAAUAAAUAGAGUUAGUUUAGUCUUUUAUAUUUUGCAAACUAAGAGCAAUACAAGUUUACUAUAAAAGAUUUACCGUACAAAUUUACUAGUUUUACGGUUAGCUAUAUAUAUGCUCGACUUCGUCACAUAUGAAAGAAGACUUACAAAGUCUAAUAUAUAACAGACUACUCUGACAGAAAUAUUUUCUUUCAGAUAUUUGUGGAGUUCUCAUCGGCAAGCGAAAGCAAGGUCGCCCAUCAAGCUCUCACUGGACGUAAGUUUUCAAAUCGCGUGGUGGUCGUUUCCUACUUUGAGCCAGAAAAGUACCAUCGCAAGGAGUUCUCAUAGGUAUUGCAACGUCCAUAUCACAAAACUCUUGGGGCGAGGAUUUUUAAAGUGAGCUUUAACGAGUGGCUUUGACUCAUGCAAGUGGAGAUAUAUAUUGAAUGCAUACUCGUGUCUCUUUGAAAAUUUGUGCACACAAUUUUUCACUUAAUUGGUUCCAAAUUUUUUUAGCAUGGUAUUAUGUGCUGUUAAAUUCAACUGGACGAUAUACUGAGUACGCGCCUUACUAACUAUUAUUGCUACUGUAUGUUUUGACCUCUCGUAAGCUGUCAAGGUGCCAUGGAGUUGAGGAGUUUGUGUCAACGGGUUCAAACAAAACUAGUGAUUUGUAUCUUUUGUGAUACAAGUUGCUUCACAAGCGUAUAGACAAGCGCUUUUAUGUUUCUAGUGCUAUUUUCCCGUAAAGCUUCUACUUUUUCAUUUUCAACUAAGCUCUUAUACUGUAUUAUAAAUGUGAUUAAGAAUAUAAAAGCGUUUCUUUGUUUUACUAUAAAGUUUGAUGGUUCUCAUUGUUCCACCAACAAUGUUGAAAGAUUCUAGAGGAGAAUUGGGAAUAAAGUCGAACCUGAGCUACUGUAACAUCUUCCAAUGUUACCAAGCAUAAUUUUCAAACAGAACUGCUCUUGACUAGGCUGUGCACAGACUCUAUUAUCCAUAAUACAGUCUGUACACAGGCUAGCUUUUGACCUACUCUUUUAAAUUCUGGCAUUUAUACCGUAGAACACUAAUAGCAAAUUUUAAAUCCAAAAGCGUGUUGAUGAAGGUCUAUUUCGUGCACUAGUGAACAGAUC
Paramuricea clavata is the source of this 9812-nucleotide messenger RNA. Lineage: Eukaryota; Metazoa; Cnidaria; Anthozoa; Malacalcyonacea; Plexauridae. The record is from the annotation of a GenBank genome assembly.